This is a messenger RNA of Eleginops maclovinus (Patagonian blennie), 4166 nucleotides long. It is a transcript of the gene themis2, whose product is annotated as thymocyte selection associated family member 2. NCBI's taxonomy places the organism in Eukaryota, Metazoa, Chordata, Actinopteri, Perciformes, Eleginopidae. The transcript has 6 exons. Gene Ontology annotation, biological process: T cell receptor signaling pathway. The record is from RefSeq and is a predicted model, not a curated record. Gene Ontology annotation, cellular component: cytoplasm; nucleus. Bases 657 to 2771 code for a protein of 704 amino acids.
CAGAAGGUAUAAUACAAUUAGCUCCUAAACAGCUCAAGGUAACCCUUUUCUGGUUGUCUUGGUUAAACAUGUAGCCUCUGUCCUAUCUGUCAAUUAUGAAGAAUUAUUUUUGUGUGUUUGUGUUAGUACUUCGCAAAAUAGAUUAAGGAACAAAUUAUAUUCAACUAUGUGUAAUCUCUUCACACAGUCUUUACAUAUUUAAAAAAAAAACGUUGUGGUUUUAAUAAGACCAUGUUUGCACCUGCUUGUCAUGCAAACACAAGAUGAUGUGUCUUGAAUGUUUUGUUCUUGAAACAAAAUUGAUUAUACAUACAAUUUACAAUUUAUUAUCCCAGGAAUUGUAUGUAGAUGCAGAUCAACACACAAACACAUUACAUUUUGACCCAUUUCCUUUAAAUAGUCUAAAUAAGAAUAUUAACUUAUAUGUUCUUCCUGUGAAAGCAAAUCAAAUAGUAAUUUAGAAUUCUUAAGUUCACAUCAACAGUACCAUGAAGCAUAACUCAUAUAAUUUGUCCUCCGCCUUCGAAUGCAAGCAACGUGCAAAAAGUUCCUGUUACUUCCUCAUUCAAUUUUGUGGUUUUGACUGAGAGGCAACCACCUUUUAUGCUUCAGUUGUCAGCCUUCACUUCUGAUCGCAGUUCACUGAGCCAGCAGUGAUGGCAGGCCUGACUGCUCUGUCACUUGAACAAUGCAUUGCUUCAUUGGACAAAUCUUGUCUGCCAAAAAUUCUAAAAGUUUGCUCUGGAGUGUAUUUCCAAGGGUCUAUAUAUGAACUUUCUGGGAGUGAAGUCUGCUUUUCUACUGGGGAUCUAAUAAAGGUCAUUGACAUUGAGCUCCUGUCAGUUAGCUGCAAUGACAUCAGCAACAAUGUGAAGUUUGAGCUUCCUAUCAACCACACAGGUUUGUUCAAGCUUGUUCCUGAGGAGAUGCCAUACAGUUCAGUCAAGGAGAUGGUGAGCCUGAGGCCCCAGGGCAUAGAGACCUGCCUCCCCUUCACUUUCAGCAGCCGCUCAAAGAUAACCGUUGGGAACUUCACAAUGGGGGCAGGAAGAGCUUUGACGGUGCUCUCCGUUGAGAAGCAUGAGGGUGAAGAGGAUCAUGUGCGCUGCCAUGUUAAAGGACAACAAGAAACCUCGGCAGAAGUGUGUAUCCCACUCUCUGCCCAAGGGGAGUUCAGAGAGUGUGAAAGUGAGGAGCGCUUCACUUUGCAAGAAAUCCUGUCCUCGCCAUGCCUGCGCACUCGCAGGUUUCACUUCAUCAACACCACCAUGUGUGAGCAGUCCCUGAACCUCUGUCCGAUAUACCAGGUCCACGCCAUCAUGAGCAUGAGGAAGAACGUGUUGAAGUUUCCCUCCAGCUUAGAGGUGGAUGUGGUCGAUGUCACCGAUCUGUGUGAAGAUUUGAAUUUUGUGACGCCGCUCAGCCUGACAGAGGCCGUUUCCCAGUCAGAUGAAUCCUUCCCUGUGUUAGUGGAGAUAUUGGAAGUCCCUGAGACACGGUCUCUGUUCAAAUGCAGCUGGCUACCAGAAAUGAACAAGGGCAGCAACAUGGUUUUCCACAAGAAAGGCAUCACAGCCAUGGCUCUGUUAUCCAGCCUGAAGAGCCGAAAGUCACAGCAGUUCUUCCUGGUGUCUCAGCAAUACGGUGGACGAUUCCGCAGGCGGCCAAGAGAGUUUAAUUCAGUGUAUGAGCUGUAUGUUGCUUCAACCCAGACAUCGGGUCUGAAAGUGGGUGUAACAAGGAGCUGUGAGGAGGUGGAGGAGGAGGGCCUGCCUGCUCUCAGUGUGGGAGAUCAGCUGGAAGUUGUUCGCUGUGAGAUGAUGGAGCUGCCUUCUGAAAGCAGCAAGAAGAGCUUUGUCGAGGCUCUCCUGUGUAGGCGUCAGGAGCCAGAUGAUGGUGAGGAUGAUGAUGAUGAUGAAGAGGAAGAAGACAAGGUGAAGCAGGAGGAUGGCAGAGAGGAUAUUUUUCUGCCUCUGUACAUGCAGUGUCCCUUUGUGGAAAUGCUCAGUGAUAACAAGAAGUACAGACUCAAGGACUUGGUUAAGCAGUUCAGUUUUCCCCUGGAUGUUAAAGUGGUGAGCCGGGACACUGAACUUGAAGCUGAUCCCCUCGUUGGGUUUGCAUGUCUCAGAAUAGAAGCGUCCAUGUUAGAACCCACCAUCCAGGCCAGCUUUGCAAACAGGCCAGAACACUGUUUUGAAAUCCCAACACAGUGGCUCUCUAUGUCUGUCGAUUUUACCAAGGACCCCCUUCCAUGGCCUGUCAGCCAACCCCCUAAAUGCCACGUGGACACAGUCACUGAGGUGACAGACAUGUUCUUUUAUGAAUUUCGCAAACAGGGGAUCUCCGAUGCAGCUCCUCCACCCCGACCCCCAAAGCCAAACAUGUCCUCUUCAAAGUCUCCCAAAACACCAUCAAAACCCUCAAAAAAAUCAACGAAAAAGUCAUCCAACAAGAGCGACCCUAGCCAGGAGUUAGCCAAUAUGACUUUGAAUAGCAAACGAAGGCCCCCAGCUCCCCUACCUCCAGCUAUUUUGACUGAUCAACCUCCACCACUAGUACCCCGAAAGCACUCAGCGGCUGAGAUGAAAACAGGCAAUGCUCUGCCGAACACUUACGUGGAAAGGGCGGACUCGAUGAAAAACGUGCAAUGCAGUCCACAUCUGCAUGAAGUCGCAGCAGACGUGGACAGCGACCACGACUAUGAAACUGUGGAUGAGACUUUUGCCACGAUCCUGAAGAACGCCCAACAGAACGUCAUGUUUUACUGAAAUUAUUUUCAAUAUGGUCUGUGGGAACUGAAAAGAAAAUGGCAUAUGGCAGUCAUCAAGCUCUUUCGUCUUGAAUUAUUUUAGAGACGAAAUGGUGUCAAAUAAGGUCAGAUAUUUCAGUAAAAGAGCUCUUAUCAUGCAGGGCUUUCCCUUUCCUGUACUUUGUUAAAUAGGUUUUUGUGUAACUUAAACGUAUAGAUUGGACUCCUUUGUUUGAUAGUCACUAUGUAACACUUGCUCUUCUCUUAGCUAACGCCCGAACACAUUGUACGUGAUAGUUAUAGUGGCAGGACAUCUCUAAGCAGUUAACCAAUGACAACAGAGCCGGCCAGCUAACCAAUCAGAGCUCUGGUUUCAGACGGAGGGUGAAAAGAGGUGCUGCAGCACAGGCAAAAAUAAAGCACCUUUUGUAUAUUAAAGGAUGGAAACAUGUCACAGUAAAGGCAAAUAAUACAAAAUGGACCUGAAAAUAAGAAUUAUAUGUCUUUUCUAAAUAUUAAAUUACAUAGGCUCCUUCCUGCCUUUGAUAAUUUGCAGGAUUUAUAACACCCCGCAGGACUUUUGGUGGCUUGUGUCCUGACCUGUUAAAAUCAGACCUUUUACCAGAGAGCAAACAAAGUGAAUGAUAGACAGCAACACUUUGAUUAGCUAAUGUUUACCCCCACAGUCUGGCAGUGUAUCUCAAAACAUAACAACCUGGCUUCUCAUGUGGUCAGCGAAACACUUUGAUGCCUCAACCAUUUGUCUCUGAGCUUUAACCACUUUAUUCUCCCAGAGAGUGAAAGUGGCUACAGCUGUUCCUUUUAUCUUCAACACACUGCCCUUGUCAUUUGUUGGAAUAUGUAUAAGAAUAUUUGUCAGCUAAUGUUGUAUUUGGCUAUAUAAGAGUUUCAGGGGCUGUAAUAUUGUGUACAACAACGUGUGAUUGUUUUAAUGUCCUGAAGCAAGACAGCAACACUUUCCAGUAUAACACACAACCAAAAUUGAAAUUGACAAAUUGAAUGAAUAAGGAACCCUUCUACAGUAUACGUGCAAACUAAACACUGUAUACAUUUAGAAAAGCUGAGAGCGCAAGUCUUAACCACAUUUACCCCAAUAUAGCAGCAGCUCCCCUACAAGUCACAGAUUUGCCUGUACUUUAAUGUUGUACCAAAGAUGUGUCUCAACAAAAUAGUGGCUUAAUAAUCAGCGCACUCAUUUGGUUCCUUUGAAUUCUGUUAAAACCUGUUUACUUUGUUUAGCGGUGGAUAUUUAUAGACAUAUUUUGGCUCUACAUGUAUGCAUCCUGCCAACAAGUGAACUGAACAACAGGUGGACUUAUUCAAGUAAAAACAGACAUCUGAAGUUGCGUCAAGCUAAAAACUCAUGUAAAUAAAGUGUUUUAAUGCAUUUUGA